Molecule: messenger RNA, 903 nt
Organism: Laccaria bicolor S238N-H82
Lineage: Eukaryota; Fungi; Basidiomycota; Agaricomycetes; Agaricales; Hydnangiaceae
Exons: 3
Coding region: 1-903 (300 amino acids)
Cellular component (GO): endoplasmic reticulum
Source: RefSeq, a predicted model, not a curated record
AUGGAGGUGUUCGAAACUCUAAGAGAUAUCUCGGGCACCAGCUAUCAGGAAGAGACCUUCGUUGGUCAGGGGGAAACCAGCGCAUUGAUGCUCAUUCUUAAUCAAGUUGAUGCACAAGCUGUCCUGCCAUCCUCACUCGAACUUGCGUUCACGCUGCCUAUGCCCCAAGCCGACCCUAUACUCUCCCUCUCCUCCGUGAUUUCCACCUACAUGCAUCGUGCUAGGCACACUUAUUCAUCGCUCUAUUCUCAUUUGGGGCAACUUGAGGACAUCGACGUACUUUCGUCGUUUUUCGACUCGACAGAAGACUCUGCUUUCGCAGCCGUGGAACUUACUAAGCUCCAAGAGCUUCGCGAAACUCAUGGCUCUUCUAGCGACGAGUAUACCCAUUUGGUCAAUGACGUUCGCUCGUUUUUGGAGCGCGUUGUCGAUGCCGCUGAGCUUAAUCUCGCAAUCCUUACAUUCGAUUCAUCUUCGUCAUCCUCGUUUGAGAGACGCCAAGCUCAACCUCUCCAAAGCCAAUCUCCUUUUCCAAACCCUCCCGCGCAGCAACCUAUUGGCUCGGUCUCGACGUGUUUCACGACUCUAGAUAUCUGCAAUAAUAGCACAACUUCGUGUUCUGGGAGGGGACAGUGCGUUGAGGCCUCUAAAGCUGGACGGACAUGCUUUAUCUGCACUUGCGGCGUGACUAAGACUGGCAAGGGAAGUAAAGUCAAGACGGAAAGAUGGGCUGGUCAGAGCUGCGAGCGAAAAGACGUCAGCGGACCCUUUGUGUUGCUGACAGGCACCGUUAUUGCGAUGAUUCUACUGGUGGUUGGAUCUGUGACCUUGCUGUACAGCGUCGGCGACCAAGCAUUACCAAGCAUUCUCUUAGCCACUUCUGUGAGCGUGAAGAAGGAUUAA